This is a messenger RNA of Oreochromis aureus, 4093 nucleotides long. RefSeq names its product stonustoxin subunit beta-like. Gene Ontology annotation, molecular function: protein binding. The record is from RefSeq and is a predicted model, not a curated record. The coding region runs from base 1 to 570 and encodes 189 amino acids. Lineage: Eukaryota; Metazoa; Chordata; Actinopteri; Cichliformes; Cichlidae. The transcript has 2 exons.
AUGUGGGGUGACGCUGACAGUGGGGAUAACCUUUCAAGUCAACUCACAAUCGACACAAACACAGUGAACACAAACCUCAAACUAUCUGACAACAACAGGAAGGUGAUAUAUGUGGAGGAGGUUCAGUCAUAUCCUGAUCAUCCAGAAAGAUUUGAUGUUCUUCCUCAGUUGCUGUGUAGAAAUGGUCUGACUGGUCGCUGUUACUGGGAGGUCAAGUGGAGAGGAAGGGUUGAUAUAUCACUGAGUUACAAAGGAAUCGGGGGAAAAGGAGACACUUAUGACUGUAGGUUUGGACAGAAUGAUCAAUCCUGGAGACUACGCUGCUCUAAUGAUGGUCCUCAUUCUGUCUGUCACAAUAAGAGAGAAACACCCAUCUCCUCCUCCUCCUCCUCCUCCUCUUCUGUCUCUAACAGAGUAGCAGUGUAUGUGGACUGUCUUGCUGGUACUCUAUCCUUCUACAGAGUCUCCUCUGACACUCUGAUCCACCUUCACACCUUCAAAACCACAAUCACUGAAACGCUUUAUCCUGGAUUUUGGAUCUGUUCUAGUUCCUCAGUGAGUCUGUGCUGAGUUGAGUGUAAAGAGUGACCUCCUGUUAGAGAACACUCUGACUCUUGAAGACAUAAUUCAGUCUGUACAUGUCUGUCUCUUUCGCUCAAACUCAUUUUCAGAGCCAUAAAUUUAAUCAGUUUAUGUUUUAAACUGUUAAAUGAUUCCUUGUAAACUUUAGCAAUCAUUUUUGCAAACUAAUACGUUGAAAAUGCUUCAGCCAUAUAAGAUGAAUGUAUUGGCUCAAUAGUUUAUAAAGCAACAUUUAAUGUCUGUCUGAUCAACACGUUUUGGAGAAAUUCCUGAAAAACAAGGGAAGAAAAACAUUGAGACUGUUAAAGACACCAAACUGUGUCUUCGUAGUAAAGUUCCCAGUGCACUCUCACUGCUGCUGUUUAUUUCUAAGGUGACGGCUACACAUUGGAGUUGUGGAACUUUAAACUCCAUUGAGACAUUAAAACUUACUGUCCCACAGCCUGAUAAAGGGGAUGUGGAAAUCGCUGCUGUUUGUGGCAGAUCAAAGUGAAAUAAAUGUAAUUGGUUGAAUGGGUAUUUGUGGUCUGAAAGAGACUCAGCGGCAGAUUAGAAUCAAGUAGAAAAACAUUUCCACUUUUUCUAUUGAAAGUAGAAACUAGAGAACAGGAGGGAGUCAGAGCUGAACAUUUCUGCCUGUUUGACAUUCUCCUUGAAAGUAGACUUUGUAAAAAAAAAAAAACCCAUCAAGAGCUAUGACGAAACUGUCUCACGUAAAGACCACCCCAGAAAAGGAAGACCAAGAGUCACCUCUGCUGCUGAGGAUAAAUUUAUCCAAGUCAUCAGCCUCAGAAAUUGCAGGUUAACAGCACCUCAGAUCAGAGCCCAGAUAAAUGCCACACAGAGUUCCAGUAGCAGACACAUCUUUACAUCAACCGUUCAUAGGAGAGUGUGUGUGAAUCAGGCCUUUCUGGUCAAAUAGCUGCUACAAAACCACAACUAAGGAAAAGCAAAUUGCAGAAGAGAUUUGUUUGCGCCAAGAAACACAAACAAUGGACAUUAGACCAGUGGAAAUCUGUGCUUUGGUCUGAUGAAAUCUUUGGUUCCACCUGACAUGUCUUUGUGUGAUGCAGAAAAGGAGAACGGAAGCAUGGAGAAGGAGGUGUGAUGGUGCUUUGCUGGUGAUACUGUUGGGGAUUUAUUGUCACAGUCUGGCUGCGAAGCUGACUGUAUAAAUUUGAGGACCGGAUCCGAAAUGCAGACACGAAGGAACGAGGAAGAAAACUUGAAUAUAACAAAAAGCAAGCUGGUUAAUAUGACUGAUAAGAAAGGUACAAAAACAAAAAGCAUAUACACUAGGAAGAAACUAACUUCAACCGAACUGGGAGAAAAUAAAUGUGAAACACAAAAGACGAAGAACAAAACCUUGAACGUGGCAAAAACCUGUACUUGGAAAACCCUGGAGACACAGAAGCAUGGAAACAUGACAAGAACAACAGAAACACAGACUAAAUACACACAAGGGUGGUUGGGGGAAGUGGAUAAACAUGGGGAAACAGCUAACACUAAUCUGACAUAACGAGAAAAGGAAGCGACGCCAACUGCUCUGACAGGGGACACAAACCUUCAAAAUAAAACAGGAAACAUGAGACGCAGACAUGAUAAUACACACCUGACAACCUGAAAUCAAAGACAAGAAAUACAUGAGACUAACCAGAAGAUGUAAGUGAAACAUAAAUAGAUUAAACUUGAGGCAACUAAAUAAUGAACCUAGAACUUAACAUUAUGUUCAAAAUAUAAGAAAGAAGAUCAAAAAACAAAUGAAAAUGCAGGGUCACAGACCCACCCCCUGACAUUUAUUUUUUAUAAUUAUUUUACUAGUGCAAAGCAGUAAUCAAAGCAAAAGGCAGCUAUUUUCAAGAAUAUAAAAUAUAAAACAUUUUUUAAGUUAUUUCACACUAUUUUGUCCCAUCCUCUUCCUAGUCAGAAGAUCUGGAGCCUAUCCCAGCUGUCUUAGGGUGAGGGACAGGGUACACCCUGGACAGGUUGCCAGUCUGACACAGACAACCAUUCUUAUUCAUGUGAAAAUAUAGAAUUACCAAUUAACCUAACCCCACUAACUUUUUGACUCUUGGAAAUGUGGGAGGAAGCAGGAAUACCCGGAGAGAACAUAGAAACCACACAGAAAGUCCCUGGCCUGAUAGUGGAACUAUGCUAACCAACAUGCUUCUGUGCUGUCUUUAGUACAUACUUCCAUAUGUGUUUAUUUGUAGUUUUGAUGCCUUCAGUAAGAAUCUUCAAUGUAAACGUCGUGGAAAUAAAGAAAACAACAUUAAAUAAGAAAGGUGUGUCCAAACCUUUUACAGGUAUUAUAUACUACAGUAAUGCUUCCAAAAAGGUCACGUUUUUUUCAUCACACUUUGGAUCUGACUGUUUAAGUGAAUGGAGAACCUUUAUUGGUCUUCACAGUCUAGAGCUAAAAAAAAUAAUGACACAUUCAGGUCAUGUCAUAGCCGUCAAACAGGGGGUUUUGGAGAUUUAAUGUCUUCCUCAGCUCCCUGUACUUGUGGUGUUCCUCGGGGAUCUAUAUUGGGGCCAAUUUUAUUCUGCGUUUACAUGCUUGUUUCCAUUCAUACACCGAUGACAUUCAGAAUUCUCUUCAACUGAAGAGAAGCUGUUCUCCUCCACUUUUAACUUUCCUUCAGUCUGUUGAUGAAAUUAAAGUCUGGAUGGCCUCUAACUUCCUUAAUGUUUAUGAGAACAAAACCGAAGUGAUGGUGUUUGAACCAAGUGGUAAUCCCAGCACAUCUCAUUUUAAUCUACACAGUCUUGAGCCUUUUAUUAAGUCGAAUGGCAAAAAUUUGUGGGCUAUAUUUGACAGCAAUUUCACCUUUGAAAAACAGAUUAGCUCAGAUGCUUUUUCAAACUGAGGCUUUUAUCCAAGGUGAAAUCAUUUUUAUAUUCUAAAAACUUUGAACAGCUGAUACAUGCUUCCAUUACAUCCCAGCUGGACUACUGUAACUCCGUAUAUGUUGGAGCUAGUCAGACCUACCUUGCAAGGCUGCAGUUGGUCCAAAGGCAGUUGGUCCAAAGUGCUGCAACUCGUUUUCUGACACGAAAUAAAGAUGUUAACUUAGUUCCCUGGUGCUUGCCUCUCUUUACUGGCUUCCUUUUUUCACAUCUGAAUUGAUUUCAAAAUUUUAUUAUUGACUUAAAGAGCCCUGAAUGGACAGGCUUUUGGGUCAGUAUUUGACCUCUUGCAGCCUUAUCCACCUUCUAGAUCUCUUAGAUCAAAUGAUAAUGAUUCUUUGCUUUUAGCCAUAGCAGGGUCUAGGCUGGUUUACAGAGGUGAUCAAGGAUUUCAACCCCUUACUCAUCAGACAGGCUUCUACUGUCAAUAUUUUCAAAUUUCAUCUACAAAAAAACAUUUGCAUUCACUGACUUUUUAAUAGAUUAUGAGAGUUAUUUGGUAAUUGGUACUAUUAUUAUAAAUUAUUUGGUAUGAGUUAUUUUGUAUUUCCGUACAACACUUUGUUCAGUGUUGCUGUUGUAAUUAAAUGUGCUAUAUAAA